This is a messenger RNA of Tachysurus vachellii, 4028 nucleotides long. RefSeq names its product elastin microfibril interfacer 2a (gene emilin2a). NCBI's taxonomy places the organism in Eukaryota, Metazoa, Chordata, Actinopteri, Siluriformes, Bagridae. The coding region runs from base 127 to 3315 and encodes 1062 amino acids. Gene Ontology annotation, molecular function: protein binding. The transcript is spliced from 9 exons. The record is from RefSeq and is a predicted model, not a curated record.
UCCUCAAACUUGGGAAGUAGCUUGGACUGUCCUUUUUUUGUCCGUCGGCUUUGGAAAGGCUGACCCUAGUAAGGUUUUUUUUUUUCUGUAAUUGUUUGUGUUGCUCUUUAAUGACCAGGACGCACAAUGGGUGUUAAACCUCAUCUGAGCAGUUUGUGGCUCGCGCUGCUGUUUUUGGGAAGCGUGGUGUGUUUAAGUGUUCAGUACAACUCGCACAGGCUCAGAAACAAAAACUGGUGCGCGUUUAUCGUGCAGAAGAACGUGAGCUGCGCAGUGCGCGCGGAUUUUCCCGCAGCGGUUGAAGCUGAAGCUGCGCCCUGUCCUGUAAACCAGCCAGACUGCGAGCCAUCAGUGAUGUAUCGCACCCAUUUCCAACCCAUUUACAGAAUUUCCUAUAAGACAGUUACUGAACUGGAAUGGAGGUGUUGUCCAGGAUAUCAAGGUCCAGACUGCAAAGAACUUAAAGGCAUCCCAAAUCAACAGAUGCUAGUAAAACCUCAACCAAAGCCACAUCAUCAGCCAUAUACUGGAUACACACAAAACUCGCAAAGGCCAGAGAGUCAGGAGGCAGAGCAGUACAACACCUACCAAGAGGUUGAGAAAACUCGUCAACUGGAAGAAGAAGUGCAACGCCUUUCUCAGACAGUUCUGGACCUCCAGGCAGCCAUGACUAGCAUGACGGCGAACCUACGCACCGAUUUACAGGAGGACACCAGCAAAAUGCUCGUCAGUCUCCUCAGCAACAUGCAUGUGCAAGACAGUGCAAAAACAGGAGGCAUAGAGGAAAGCGAGGUGCAUCUGGAUGGGCACCAGGCCACAAGAGGAGUAGAGGAGAGGGGCAUGGAAAAAGUGCUGGCCAGGCUUAAUGAUGUGACAGAUGCUCUGAAAAGCAAGGAAGGGGUAAUCGAGGAGCUGCGGGAGGCUGUGAUUGGAAACAGUGGCCAGAUCCGAAUGCUAAUGGAUGCUUCUCAGGGACCAACGGUUACUGCUAUUGCCUCCUCAGACAUAGAUAUCCUUCAGUCCUACAUUGAUACUAAGUUUGAGAAAUUAAAGAAGGAGCUGGUUUUGGAUAUGAAGGAUGAGAUAACAAAGCUGAAGAGCGCAUGUGAUGAUAAGAUAUUGUCUUGUCAGAAGACCUGUACAGAGGGAUGGAAGGGAAGUUUUGACAACCUGACAAAUCUGCUGGACAGUCAAGAGGCCGAGCUCAGGAAAGAGAUACGCGAGGUACGUCUGGAUAUGGCUAUGUCCGACGGACUGGUGCGUACUCACAGGCAAACAGCUCCAUUUAAAGAGGAUGACACUGAUAUGCGAAAUACGAUUCAGCUCCUGAUAGAUGCCCAGAAAGUCUUAAACGCCCGUGUGGACAAUGAACUGAGUCAUCUGUCCAUGCUAAAGCUGGAAGAUAUGUUUGGCCCUCGAAUGGAGGAGCUUGAAGACAGGAUGAAUGUGACGGAGAGAAACGCAGAAACCUACUGCUUCUACGUGGAUGAGAAGCUAACCAAGGCUCUAAACGAAGAGAUAGCAAAGAUCCAAGAACUCUUGGACAUCAGACUGAAUUCUAUGGAGGACCAGUUUACAAAAAUGCUGAUCGAGAUGAGUAACACCUCCUUCCCAGGGAUGUUCAGCGAGUCUGUUGAUGCCCUGCAAACUCAGGUUAAUUCAUUCAAGUAUGUGUUUCAGGGAUUGGAGGAUAAAUUGAAUGCCGUUGAGCAGAUCUGCACCACCGGCUGCAACACAGGACCAUCCACGGACCCUCAACACCUAGGUGGCCUGGAGAGUAUUAAGACGGAUCUGCGUCACUGUAGAAAUCAACUGGAUGUCCUGAGCACUAGUGUUAAAAACAAUGCGGCAAAGCUUGUAGAAUUAGACAGGGCAGUUGACCAUGUGAAGCUGGACAAUCAGCUGAACAGCGUUAGCAUGCAGGAUGUGCACAACAAGCUGAAGCCUCUGACUGAUAAUGUAAACGGUCUGACUGGGGCUGUGACAGGAUUAGGAGAUGUCAUGAGCAGAUAUAGCCAGGAUAUUCAGACCCUGAACUCUAGUUGCUGCCAAGAAGUGCAGGUAGUACCGAUUCAGCCACCAACAAUGGUACCACCUCUGUCCCAUGAGGCAAGCAAACCAAUCCACAAUCAGUUGGAGGAGCUCAGCAACAGACUAGACGGACUGAGAUCCCAGGUGACUGCAGAGCUGACCCUUUGUAAGGAGAAGGCAGCGGGUGCGGCUGAAGGGAUCUCCGCAGUAGGCAGCCGGAUUACUACACUAGAAGAAUUGUGUCGGAAGGGAAAUGAUGAAAGAAAUCAAGUUCAGGAUGUGAACGAGGAGCUGGAAAGAAACGUGGCUCAGAUGAACUCCACACUGCAAAUACACUCACGGGGGAUCAGUAACCUCCAGAUCACUCUGCACAAUGUUCAGACACAGCUUACGAACAUUAAGAACCAUACCACAAAACAGCAGGGAGUGCCAGUGAAGCAGGAGCAACCCGUUGCUUUCCCACCGAGGAGAUAUAUUCCAGAGAUCCACAUUCCUCUGCGGAUACCCCACAGGACAGUGCCUGCUACUUCCCGUCCGUUUGUACGCCAGCCCUAUGCCCCUCUUCAGCCUCAACCCUCAAGUCCACGCCAACAGCCCAAUCAAGUCAUUUUGACUGGUGUGGCCGGACCGCCCGGAUACAUGCAAAGAGUCCCCUCUCGACGGGAGCGUGGAUCCCAAGACUUAGGCAAACCCGUCAACGGAUUUGCAGGCGCACCAGCAAGCUAUCCUCCCGUAAAUCCCAUGGCGUAUAAACCCUACCCGGUCACAGCUAACCAAGUGCUCUGGAAUCCUGCACAAAGGCUUGUUGCAUCACCAGUGUCGUAUGAAAGAACGGCGGUAGACACCUUUUCCUUCUCAGCUGGUCUCACACGUCAGGAGCAUUUAGGAGACUUUGGAAUCAUCCGUUUUAAUAAAGUGCUAGUUAAUGACGGAGGGCACUACAAUCCCCAAACAGGAAUCUUCACGGUGCCUGUGAACGGUCGUUAUCUAAUCUCGGCCGUGCUGACGGCACCACGGCACGGGCGGCUCGAGGCUGUGCUCUCUGUGUCUGAGCGCAGCGUGCAGAAGCUAGACUCAGCAGGCUAUGGAGGACACGACAGGCAGCACGCAUCAAGGCCUUGUCAGUGUGGUAGUUCCGUCUCGUUCAGCCUCGUCCUCUCGUUGCGCGCAGGCGAUCGAGUCGCGCUAGUGCGCACGGCCGGCACGCUGGCCCUCUCCGAGGCCAAAGAGAUCCUCUCCACCUUCAGCGGGGUCUUCCUAUACUCCACUCAGGUUCACAGAUAACAUCUAGCAAAUAGGAAAAGGAAUGAAUAAACUGCAGACGACUGUCUGGCUGUGUCGCUCUCCACAUUUACAUGGCAGCCCGUGGCGAGCCAGACGACACUGCAACGAAAUCACUGCUUGGCUUUGGCUCGACUACAGAAAAACAAAGUGCCACACAUUGCAUUGGUUGCACCAUGGGAAGCAGUGCACUGAGCUUUUUAGACAUACUCCAAAUAUUUUCAUCAUAUAAUGUAUUUACUUACACCGCAAUUCUUAAUAUAAAAAGGUGGUUUAUCCUGAGUGACUUUAAUCAACAAACCGGACUGUAUAGAAUCAUUUAAUUAAAAAUUCCUAGCAGUAUUAUAAAUGUCUCGUCUCUAUUUUGCUAUACGUAAGGAAUAAAACAGUUGUGCUGUUAAUAGGACAAUAAUAAAGGCCUGGAUGAUGUGAUGCUGUUACCACUCUGAAGAUAACACGUCCUAAAGGCUUUUAUUCUUCUUAUUCCACAGGAAUUAACCAAAGAUUGCAAGUUUUAUUUAUUAACACACACAUUGUGCAUUCAACCAUUUCUAGUUACUGUUAAUGUUGUACAAUGUCUGCUGAACAUAGUAGGUUCUGUUAUUACUUUUUCUCUCCUGAAUACAAUGAAUGCAGCUUGUAAUGUUACCAUGAAACCACAAAGAUGUUGUCACCUCACCUUCCGGAAAUGUUAAAUAAACCUACAAAAACACAAA